Anarrhichthys ocellatus (wolf-eel) is the source of this 2472-nucleotide messenger RNA. Its product is annotated as receptor-type tyrosine-protein phosphatase-like N. Gene Ontology annotation, cellular component: synapse; secretory granule. Gene Ontology annotation, molecular function: protein tyrosine phosphatase activity. Gene Ontology annotation, biological process: regulation of secretion; insulin secretion involved in cellular response to glucose stimulus; protein dephosphorylation. NCBI's taxonomy places the organism in Eukaryota, Metazoa, Chordata, Actinopteri, Perciformes, Anarhichadidae. The record is from RefSeq and is a predicted model, not a curated record. The coding region runs from base 108 to 2396 and encodes 762 amino acids. The transcript has 16 exons.
CUUCACUCAGCAGCAGCAGCAGCCUCUCCUCAGAGAUGGAGAGCUGGUAGAAGUGCAGCAGCAGCGGCCGCUCUCCCCUCCUCGCUCCGGUGGAUGUUGGAUGUACCAUGAGGUCUCCGCGGCUCUGGGCAGCUCUCUGCCUCCUCCUCACCGUCUCCUGCCGGCUGUGCGCGGCCGCCCGACACGGCUGCUUGUUUGAGAAGAAGCUCUGUCCCAGAGAUCAGCCGUGCACCGACGACGGAUUGUUCGGUCAGUGCCAGACUCCUCACCAGGAGCCCGUCCAGUACCAGGUGUCUGUCCCCGUCCUGCACAGGCUGCAGGAAGUCCUCAAAGACCUGAUGGUGCAAGGUCUGACCUGGAGGGACGGCGUCACGCAGGCCAUCAUCGGCCGAGAGCUGAGUCGCGUCCCCACUGUCGGCUCCAAACUUCAUGAGAAGUCUCCAAACCAGAUGUCCAGACUGUCGGGCCCCAGGAUGUCCAGACUGUCGGGCCCCAGUCAGCGGAGGGUUCAGGGGCCCGAGGAUCCAGCUGACCCCGGGAUGAUGAAGCAGUACGUGGACUACCUGGUCCUCGACCCCUCCCAGUCCUCCGUUCACAUGCAGACGCCCCUGCUGGACCCUUACACCUACCACCAGCAGCAGUACGGCUACCAGGAGGAAGAGGAGCGCUCCCUCAACUCUCUGGACGAUAAUCCAGCCUUCGCCUCCCCUUCUCGAUCCAAAUCCCAAGGAAACCCUCUGGACAGAGACCGGCAGCUUCUCCAGGACCUGGUGUCUUUUUACCUCACCUCCCCCUCUUCCUCCUCUUCCUCCCCUGUGCAGUCCCUCUCCCACCACAGAGGGGCGGUACCAGCAGCUGCAGGAUUCCCCUCUUCACUGUCCUCCUCCUCCUCCUCCUCCUCCUCCUUCUUCCCAGACCUGGACUUCCCCUUGGACUACAGCGAGGACUACGUUUCCCAGGUGGCUCAGCUCAGCAAGCAGCAGCAGCAGCAGCAGCAGCAGCAGGAGAGGAAGGAGCAGGAAGAGUACGACGCCCUGUCAGGACUGGAUGAGCACUCUCUGCAGAGGCUGGCUCUGCUGCUCGACCACUACGGCCUCGACGUCAACGACUUGUCCCCCGAGCAGAGAGACGACCUGCCGGCCGCUCUGAAGCAGCUGCAGCUGGAGAACUCCUUCGCCCGCAAGCAGACCGAAGAUGAGUAUGAGAGCAAUGCUGCCACAAGAAAGAAGGUCACAGAGGGUUCAAUGGCAUUCAAGAUGGCCGCCCCUGAGGCUCCACCUUCCACCGUCAAGACCCCCAAACCAGAAGCAGCCCAGAAAGAUUCGCCUCCCUCUGUGGCAGCCGACCAGGGCGACCUGAGGACGGCCAAGGCGGAGGAGUACGGCUUCAUCACCACCAAUCAGAGCCCCCUCAGUCUGAACGACGGGCUGAGUCUGUUGAAGCUGCUGUCGGAGAGGAUGGGCCUCUCCACCGACUCCUUCAUCAACAUCAGUGUUGUCGGACCUGCGAUCACCUUCAGGAUCAGACCGAACUCCAAGAACCUGACGGCUGAAGACGUGGCAGAGAAAGCCGUUGCAGAGAAGAACUUCCCGGAGUCUGAGACGGGCCUGAAGGUGCUGCAGAGCGGAGUUGGAGAGAGGAAUGAUGGGAAGGCGUUGCCCCUCGCGACCCGAGUCCAGCCCAGAGGCUCCAGCUGGGUGUUCGCCACCCUGGUGGCCAUGGCCUGCAUGGGCAGCAUCCUGGUGGCGGCCAUGACCAUCGCCUGCCUGCGUACCCACGCCCACCGGCUGGCGGCAAAGAAGCUGGGUCUGGGACCCGAGGGGGGCAGUUUCACCCACCAGGAGUACCAGGACCUGUGUCGCCAGCACAUGUCCUCCAAAGGCGCCUUCGGACGGCUGGAAGCUGCUGCCCUCGGCGCCGUGGGAGGAGCUAGCGGAGGAGGAGGAGGUGCAGGAGGAGGAGGAGGUGCAGGAGGAGGAGGGGGUGCUGGUGUCGUAGGUGGAGGAGCAGGAGGCGGAGGUACCGACUCCAGGGUGAGCAGCGUGUCGUCCCAGUUCAGCGACGGAGCCCAGCCCAGUCCGAGCUCCCACGGCAGCACGCCGUCGUGGUGCGAGGAGCCGGCCCAGGCCAACAUGGACAUCUCCACCGGUCACAUGAUCCUGGCCUACAUGGAGGACCACCUGAGGAACAAGGACCGUCUGAUGAAGGAGUGGGAGGCUCUGUGCUCCUACCAGGCCGAGCCCAGCGUCGUCUCCGUGGCUCAGAGCGACGCCAACGCCAAGAAGAACCGCUGCCCCGACUCUGUACCCUAUGACCACUCGAGGGUGAAGCUGAAAGCGGAGAUCAACCCUUCCCGCUCUGACUACAUCAAUGGCAGCACCAUAGUAAGUAUGUAAGGCUAAUGAUCACCACGGUCAACCGCGUGGUUGCUCAAAGACUGGCAGUAACUAAAACAUAUCAUACUUCAGUCUG